This is a messenger RNA of Prorocentrum cordatum, 873 nucleotides long. The record is from the annotation of a GenBank genome assembly. NCBI's taxonomy places the organism in Eukaryota, Dinophyceae, Prorocentrales, Prorocentraceae.
GGGGGGAAGAGUGCCUGCAAGCGAAGGGUACGGCAUGGACCGUACAAGUAUGGAUUUCGGAAGAUGGGGCAUGUGGAUCGCCAGGCAGCUUCAUUUUCUGUGCGCUGCCCAGAAUGGCUCCGAGGUGGGCGCUGCAUAUUUCUAUUCUCCAACGAAAUUGCUUACUGCACUUUCAACCAGAUCCGACGCGGUCCGGGCCUCUGCGCUGCAUCGCGGCAGCCAUCGUCCUGCCAUCGCUGGAGCAGCCGUCCCAGUCCCCCCAACUCGAGUGAGAGUGUUCGGAUUUGGGUUGUAUUCGGUUCCUUCCCUGCUCCCUCCUCCCUCCCUGCGUGACGUGGCGGCGACGGCAGGACGCUGGCUGCCCGCCUUUCAAGUCCAUGCUCUCCCUGUAACCCCUCUCUCGCCUGACUUGAUUCUCUGUCCACUCCCCAACAGUGCCCUCCCUGCCGCCUCCCGUUCCUGGCGCUGGCCUCAGCAGCGAUUCUCCCACCAGCUCUGAGCGGCGGCGCCCUUGCCGAAGUGCUAACUUUUUAUUCGUAGGACUUGUCGGGGGGGAUGGGGAGGGCUAUGGCCCGUGGGGCGCCGACUACACUCAGCUCGGGGCAACGCCUUCGACCCGCCAUGGACUUUUUCCCGAGGCAGGAGAAGUCGCAGGUAACUUCUCUAGGAUCCUUUCAGGCUGUCGGACGAUGGGGGGAGCCAGUGGAUCCUUCCAGACUGUCGGAUGUUUCUCCUCCCCAUUCUCCUCCGCCUUCCGACUGACAGAAUCAUAGGAGCCAGCCUCGUCCUGGCGCCCCCCCUCAGGGCGCCCACUCACCCCCCCUCAGCCAGCGCUCGCACCGGACAGCGGUUUCUCGCCGGAGAACUGAAGAA